CAGGACGGGUUGAUGGUAGUCGGAGGGCGCCUGGGCCGAUCGCGCUCUGUCGCGGACUAUCCAAGCAUCCCGUGAUAUUGCCUAGACGCCACCAUGUGUCGCGGCUGGUGAUGAGAGAGGCGCACGAGAAGGUCGGACACCAGGGUAGAGAGCACACAUUCUGGAAGCUGCGCGAGCGGUUCUGGAUUUUGGGUGCCGGGCCCGAGAUCAGAAAGAUGCUGCGGUCGUGCGUGGUGUGUAGAAAGGCGAACGCGCGACCGCAGCGCCAGCUGAUGGCAGACUUGCCGCCGGCGCGCACUGACGCGAACGCUCCCGCUUUCUCUAGAGUGGGACUAGAUGUGUUCGGUCCUAUCUCGGUGAAGUCGGGACGGGGGGAGAAACUGCGGUACGGGCUAAUGUGUACUUGUAUGGUCACGCGUGGGAUUCACGUAGAGAUACUGGAUUCGUUACGGACGGAUUCCAUGAUUAACGGCAUCCGCAGAAUAGCUGCGCGCCGGGGCCCUAUCGAGCAAGUAGUGUCUGACAUGGGGACGAACUUAGUGGGCGCUGAUAACGAGCUUAAGCAGGCUCUUCGUGACGUAAACCGUGUAGAUUUGCAGCGGGAGGCUCUCAAACAGGGGAUAGACUGGACAUUUAACCCGCCUACUGCUUCCCAUUUUGGAUGGUUCAUUGAGAGACAGAUCCGCACUUUCCGAAAGAUUUGGCGUAGCAUGCCCGUUCAGACGUUAGAUGACGAGACGCUACGUACGGUGUUCUGUGAGAUAGAAGGGAUCAUGAAUAGCCGUCCGCUGACGUAUGUGUCGCUCAGCUCGGGUGAGGUAGAGCCGAUCACUCCGUCUCACCUCCUUCUGCUGAGAGGAGGCCGGAUGAUGCCGGUAGAGACGUCUGACUCUGACGCUUACUCGCGUCGCCGCUGGCGACAAGCACAGUACUUCGCGGCUCAGUUCUGGGGCAGGUUCAAGCGCGAAUUCCUGUUGACUCUACAGAAAAGGCAGAAGUGGGACAGGGUGUCUCGAAACCUGAGCGUAGGUGAUGUAGUGCUACUGACGGACGAGGACGCUCCCAGGGGCAUGUGGCGCAUGGCCCGCGUGACGGAAGUGUUCGAAAGCGAGGACGGACUAGUGAGGAAGGUGAGGGUUAAGACCCGGUCCUCAACGUACAUUAGACCGAUACAUAAACUGAUUUUGAUCAGCGCGCAAUCCGACCUUGAGUGGUAACUCAGGUGGAGUGGGGACUGGUGUGGCACACUUGCGUUACAGGGUGUGCAAGAAUUUAGGUUGUAAGUACACAAAGUGAGAAGGUUAGUUUAUUUUUAUUCUCUACCGAACUAUAGUGAGCAGGUAGCUCGGGUGAUCGGUGUGUUAGAAAUAGAUUAGAAUAGUAAACAGCCACUGAAACUCCUACUGACUGUCCGAUUAGCGGGACGUUUGUGUGUGCGGAGAAAUAUCGCGCGAGCUAGUAUUUAAGAUCAGUGUGAAUCGACCGGGCGGUCUGUGUGGUGUUCGGUCAGGUCUAGGCUGACCGAAGGGGGAGUGUAAAGACCGCCCGCUUACGCAUUGCCGGCUCGAUAGCCGGAGUCCGUGUGUGCCCCUCCGGCUGAAAAGCGGCAACUCUAAUCAUAGAGAUGGGCUGCGAGUAGUUUGUUUUUGUUUUGCAAAAUAUAAUUAGCGAUUUAAUUUAUGUAUGCUUCGCGUUGCCACACUGGAUAUAGUAUAACAAUAUUUUGUGAUGCAUUUAUUCGUACUGUUAUUUUCGAUUAGUUACUGUGCGACGCGAAAGUGGAAUAUUUCGCCGGUGACGUGAACUGCGCGGUGGGCCGCGCUCUAGGCGCGUUCUUUCCGAUGCCGGUCUCCGCCGUGAGCGGUCGUGUGUGGCAGGUGUGAACCGCGGACGCAGUGUGCGCCGGGUUCGCCGGAGUGAGGCGUGUGAGCGCCUCGUGAGGCGUCGUGUCUCGAGGCCGUCGGUACGGGAGGCGUCGUGAGCGCCGACCCGAGGGGCGUCGUGAACGCCGACCCGAGGGGCGUUGUAACGCCGGCACGAGAAGCGUCGUAGCGCGACCCGAGGGGCGUCGUGAACGCCGCGGUGCGCCGCCCAGGGCGCAGGAGCGCGGUUUUCGCCGGAGUCGGCGUCAGCGCCGUCAGUGGCGUGGAGGCGCCAAAGGCCGGUAAGAAUUACCUAUUGUACUCGUUUAUUUUCACCGGAUGUUGUUUCUUUACCACGCCUGAUUAUUGAUGACUGGCCUAUCGAUUGAUGCGUGUUGACCCAUGUGAACGGCUGCUAACGGGCGUAACCCGGUGCUGUGUGCACGUGCAGUGUGAGGCCCAACUUUUGAGGGCCAUUCGGGACGAUUUCCGUGGUUGUGUGUUAAUUGAUUGUAUCGUUUACAGAAACUAACACGAGUAGAAUACACUGCUCAGUAUUCG
This is a messenger RNA of Amphibalanus amphitrite, 2423 nucleotides long. RefSeq lists its product as uncharacterized. Gene Ontology annotation, molecular function: nucleic acid binding. The record is from RefSeq and is a predicted model, not a curated record. The coding region runs from base 111 to 1217 and encodes 368 amino acids. The transcript is spliced from 2 exons. Gene Ontology annotation, biological process: DNA integration. Lineage: Eukaryota; Metazoa; Arthropoda; Thecostraca; Balanomorpha; Balanidae.